Medicago truncatula (barrel medic) is the source of this 2175-nucleotide messenger RNA. RefSeq names its product reticulon-like protein B21. The coding region runs from base 219 to 1949 and encodes 576 amino acids. The transcript has 9 exons. NCBI's taxonomy places the organism in Eukaryota, Viridiplantae, Streptophyta, Magnoliopsida, Fabales, Fabaceae. The record is from RefSeq and is a predicted model, not a curated record.
AAUAAUAAAAAAAGAAAAGGUAGUAGCAACCAACUACUACUCAUCUUCUUCUCUUUCUAUAAUUUGCUUUAGAAAGGGAUCCCAAUGAACGUUGCACCCCACCAACCUCCAUUGCUUCUACUUCAAGCCUCUUAUCCAUUAACCACUUAUGAUAUGGCCCAUUUGUCAUUCUAGAGAGAGAGAGAAAAAAGUAAAGUAGUUAAAUUGGUGAAUGAUCAAUGGAUAAAAGAAGAGGUGUGGUUGCUGCAGGGUCAGUGUGGGAGAGUAGAAUGAAGAGUGAUCAAGUUAAAGGUGGAAUCAAAGUGUUCAAAGCAGAAAAAGAAGAACAAGAACAAGAAGGAGGAAAUGUUGGUGGUUCUAGAUUGAGAAGAACCUCAAUUGGGUCUUCAAAGAGAAAAACUUGUAGCCCAAUUCAGAUUUCCAAAGGAAAAACAGAGGAACCAUGCAUUUCUGAUGGAAUCAAGAAGAGAAGCCCAAUUCAAUCAAGAAAGAUAAGAUCUGAUAUGCAGAAGGGUGGUGGUGAAGCUGCAGGGAAAUUGAGGAAGAUUAAAUCAGAUCAAAUCAAGAAGAAUGUUAUUGAUUCAAUUGAAUUGAGGAAGACGAAAUCCGAGUUGGAUCGAGUUCAAGAAAAUGAGGUUGAUGAAUUGGAUGAUGGGUUUGAAAAGAUUGAAGCUGAGAAAGAUGAAAAUGUUGAGGAUUUUGAUGUGUGUCAAGAGAAAGAGAUAUCAAGCAAUGUUUGUGUGGUUCAAAAUUCACCUGAAUCGGUGGUUCGUGUUGGUGGUGAUUCUGAAUCAGAUGGUGAUGUUGUGGAUGAUGAGGAAAUUGAGAUUGAGAUGGAGAAUGAGAGUUUUGAUGUGAAGGAAAUUAGUAGUAUUCCAGAAUCCAAAGUUGUUAUUGAGAAUCAACAAGAAAAUGAUAAGGUUGAUGUGAAUGAACCAGAAAAGAAGAUUGUUUUGAAUGAAUCAGAGAAGAAAGUGGUAACCAAUGAAGCAGAACAGAAGAAAGUUGUGAAUGCCAAUAUGAGAUUUCACCACAAAAAUGAAAGAAGACCAGUUUCUGUUCCUCUUGUAGUGAAGCAAUCCCCUACAAUUAGAAGGAAUUCAAAAAUUUACCAAAAUUUCUCCAAACCCAAUUCAGGUUCAAUUCCAAAAGAAGAAGAACGCAGUAGCUUUCCACAAACCCAAAACAAGUUGCAGAGUCUAGUGGAUUUAAUAAUGUGGAGAGAUGUUUCAAGAUCAGCAUUUGUGUUUGGAAUUGGAACAUUCCUUAUAGUCUCAUCUUCUUAUGCAAAGGAUAUCAAUUUGAGUCUUAUUUCUGCAAUGUCAUAUGUAGGUCUUGUCUAUCUUGCAGUUAUCUUCCUCUAUAGAUCCUUAAUUUGCAGGGGAGUGAUAGAUGUAGAAGACUCAAAUUAUGUAGUAAGAGAACAAGAUGCAAUUUGGAUGCUGAAAUUGGUCCUACCUUAUUUGAAUGAAUUCUUGUCAAAACUUAAAGCACUUUUCUCUGGAGAUCCUGGCACCACAAUGAAGUUGGCAGUAUUGCUCUUUGUUUUGGCAAGAUGUGGAAGUUUCAUAACUCUUUGGAAGAUGGCUAAAAUCGGCUUCUUCGGAGUAUUUAUUGUACCAAAGAUCUGCUCUUCGUAUUCAGCACAAUUAACUGCAUAUGCAAAUUUUUGGGUUCGUCGAUUUCGGGAUGCAUGGGAUUCAUGCACUCACAAAAAAGCUGUGGCUCUAGGCAUAUUUGGUCUAGUAUGGAAUUUGUCAUCUGUUGUUGCUCGCAUUUGGGCAGUGUUUGUACUAUUUGUGGCAUUCAGAUACUAUCAACAACACUAUAUGGUGAGGGAUGAAUGGGUAGAAGAUGAAACAGGAUGUGAUGAAGCAUGGGAAGAAGAACCAGUUAGACAGAAACAACGCAACUUCGUUGCUACCAACAAAAUCAAGAAAGGAUUCUAAAGGGAUACAUGGAAUUACUCUUUUCUUUCAAAGUUUCAUAUCAAAGUGUUCUUUUCGAUAUAUUAAAUAUAUGCAUAGCUAUAGUUCUCAGGUUGUAAAUCUUUGUUUAGUUAAUAAUAAAUCCAUUAGGGUUCAAUAGCAAAAGGGAAUAAUAGCUUGGACGUUUUUGAUAUGUAAUUAACAUUGAGUUAUAGAUAGUAUAUUCAUUUGCUUUCAUUUUGGAUAA